This is a messenger RNA of Rhineura floridana, 7129 nucleotides long. It is a transcript of the gene ELL3, whose product is annotated as elongation factor for RNA polymerase II 3. The transcript is spliced from 12 exons. Gene Ontology annotation, biological process: transcription elongation by RNA polymerase II; snRNA transcription by RNA polymerase II; positive regulation of transcription elongation by RNA polymerase II. Bases 7 to 1554 code for a protein of 515 amino acids. NCBI's taxonomy places the organism in Eukaryota, Metazoa, Chordata, Lepidosauria, Squamata, Rhineuridae. Gene Ontology annotation, molecular function: cis-regulatory region sequence-specific DNA binding. The record is from RefSeq and is a predicted model, not a curated record. Gene Ontology annotation, cellular component: transcription elongation factor complex.
CCAACCAUGCCGCGGCGGCAGACGGAGCGCCUCGCCUACCGGCCCCGCUCACGGGGCGCGCGGCUUAGCCUCUUCCACCUGAAGCUGACCGACUCGGCCCUGCAAGCCUUGCUCGCCUACCAGCGGCUUCGGGUGGCGGCGCCCCGGCCCGUGAUCGCCUUCCAGGGCAGCCAAGGGUACCUCAAGGUGCCCUGUGCCGCCGCCGCCGGCCGUCCCGAGCCCCGCACCUUCCGCUUCACCUUCUACCUCUCGCGCUACAGCAAGGAGCAGCCUCAGGCCAGUUUCGACUGCGUCCGCCAAUCCUGCUCCAGGCCGGGCGGCCACGAGCGGCUGGAGAGCCGAGGCGCCAUCCAGGAGAAAAUCACCAUUUGCGCCGCGGUUGAGUCUUCCCAGCUGCCGAGGAGUGUGGCGCCAGAGGCCCACAGCCAGGCGCCCCCGGCCACUUGGCCCACUCUGCCACACCAAGCAAGGAAACCGGCUGCAGAUCCCCGAGGGAAAGGCAAGGCAAGCAGCCCCUUGGCUAAGAAGCCCCCGACUCCAGGGGCAUCCUGUGCACAGCUUCCAGUCCUGCUGCAGCCCCUGGAAGGAGAGCCAGCUGGGGCAAUGAGGCUGGGCCUGCAGGAGAGACCACAGGUGCAGGCAGAGACCCAGGAAAGAAGCUACAAGUUGGAAGAGCAGCUUUUGGAGCCACCGAGGCAGGAGCAUGGGCCAGAAUACACCCCGCAGCAGCACCAGGAGGCAGCGCAGCUCUUGCAGAGGAAACAGGCCCAGCAAGCUUUGGCUGGAUCCUUCCUAGGCCUUCCUUCUGAAAGGUUUUCCUCUUCUCAAGCUGGUAGUCCGCUGAGAGGGGUCUCCACUUGGCAGAGACACUGCAGGAGCGACUUGACGUUUCAGAGGCUACAGCCUCUCCGUGCAGCCCUUGGGCCAAGAUCCAAAAGGUGGCAGGGGCCCCAUUUCACAGGAGCAGAGAGCAGCUGGUGGGGACGCAAAAUGGAGCCUGUGGCAGGGUCCCCUGAGAGCAGUGCCCAGUCCUAUGGCAAUAAGCUCCCAGGAGAGGGUCAUAGCACCGAGGAGGCGGUGGCAGCAGCAGCAGAGGCGGCAGCAGCGGCAAGCAAUGGAGCAAGAGAGAGCAAAUGGCCAGGGCAGACACUUCCGCCAGCGCUGCAAGGCCACGGCAGCACCCCAGCGGAGACCCUCAGCUACUACUUGAAGUAUGUCCCCAUUCACUCAGUGCAGCAGUACCGAGCCUACAAGGAGGACUUCAGUGCAGAUUAUACCAUAUACCGGCACCUCCAUGCCAGGAUUGGUAGCGUCAGCAGGAGGUUUGCCCAGCUGGGCACAAGGAUCAGGCUGAUGCAGCAUGGAACUGAGGAAUACAAGGUACUGGCAGAUCAGAUUUUGCAAGAAUACAGGCACUUCAAGAAGGUGUAUCCUAAUUACCAGAAAGAAAAGAGACACUGCGAGUAUCUGCACCAAAAGCUCUCCCAUAUCAAGGGCCAAAUCCUAAACUUUGAGCAGCAUGUAGCUGGACACGUGGGCUGUGGUGAGAGAUGAAGGCCCUGGCUGGCCAGCAGCAUCGCCUGAAACUCCUCACAAGGAGGCAGAAGAGAGUGGCUGAACUGCACUGUAGUUGAUAAAGAGCAGCUGAUUUGAUUGCUCCUGCAGCAAGCCUUGUUCAGCUCAACAGCCUCUGCUCACAACACAUUCCUCUUAUCUUUUGGUCCAAGUCUGCCAUGCAACAACUUGCAAGCAAGAGGCAGGUUUCCUGUUUCCGUCCAGAGUUUGGUCUGUGGCCCCUCAACAGGCUGCCCUGCACUCAAAGGGAGCGAGUGCUCCCUGCCCCCACAUCCUUCAGAGCAAGGUUUCUGCAGCAGCCGACAGAUGCUUCAAAAUUAGGCUACCCAAAACUACAGAACCCCUCUUUAGCCUGAAAUAAAGCUCUGCCUUCAAAGCAGCUGCUUUAGGAUUACUUCCUAGACAGCAACUAUACAAGUCUUGUGCCUUUCAAAAAGCUUGGAAAAUGUUGGCAGUCAUGUUUUUUUUCAUAGAAGCGUAACUGAAUAUGUCAAUACUUACUAGGAUCAUACUUGGUUAAGUUCAGUGCACAACUGCCAGACCCCUUUCUUAAAGAAAAACUCUGAACUAACAUGGUCUGUGCAGAAUUCCAGCUGCCACAGUUAUUUACCACCUACCAGGUCUGAGGGCUGAAGGGAGAUAACAGCAUUCAGCUUCUCUUAGUAAAGGUUAUUUGAAUGAACAGGCUGGUUUCUUUCCUCACAUGGCAAUCCAUCAGUUAUACUCAUCUAGAGGGUGGGGGUGGUAAGCAACACUGUUUUGGCCCAGCUGUAGAGCUGGGCUAUUCUAGGCAAAAAAAACAAAAAACCUUCCCAAGGACAGCAGAGUUAUUCAAUAAUAACCAGAAGGCUCUCUUGGCAGAGCAGACACCCAAACUAGCAAAGCACCAGAAACAGACAACAUGUCUCCUCCCUUUCAAACAGGUCAAACAAGCUAGUUGACUUUUCAGCAACAGGCCCAAGUCUCUGCUCCCAUCAUCACGCAAAGGCACCUUGGGGCCUAAGGGGGUCAUUUAUUGAUUCACUUCUCCAAAUGUACAAAAAAAUAUAAAACAAACCCUCCCCAUCCCCACCCACAAAUAUCAGCCAGUCCAGGGCAUCCAUGGUAAGUGCAGCUAAGAGAGAAGGGGGCAGGAAAUUAAACAGAACAGCAGCAGCUGGGUCCCCUCUGCCCCAAGUGGCUUUACUUUCCAACAACUUUUACUGCACCACAGGGCCCUUGCCUCCAGGAGCGGCUUCAGGGCUCCUCUGCAGAUGAGGAGGAGGAAGAAGAGGAUGAUGCCAAGGUACCCUACCCCCUCACAGAUCCUCCUUGGGCACCUUCUUCUUUUUCUUGGGUUUUUCAUCCUCCUGUACAAUGGGUGGGUACGCGGCCUCCCGCUUCAGGUAGCUGAUGAAGUCACUCACCUCACGCCCCCCCUGCCAAGCGGACAAAAGUGAGAUGAGGUGCAGACACUGCUGGGGCACUGGACUCCCUGGUUGCCAUUCACUACCUCCCACCCCUUCCAUCUUGACCAUUUAUGUUACUUAACCACACUGGAGUUAACUGAGGAAAGAAAAACAGCCUCAUUGCAGCCACUACUUAGAAAAAGGAGAUGCUUGUAAUUCUGCUCCAGAGAACUCAUUUACAAGCAUGAAGACUAACCUCGUAUUUCUUUGGACUUUGCUUGCUCCCCGCAGGUGAAAAGUAAAUUGUAGGGAAGCUGUCAACAAAAACAAGAGAGACGACUCAGCCAGGCAUAUUCAGUACUCUGUGGUAUUCUGAAUGAUUGCCCUGCAGGAAACGGAGGCCUCCAUACAGCAGUCUUCAAGGGGACAGUGCAAGCACACACAGCCUACCUGUGGGGCCCAAAGAACUCCUAAAAGCCCAGAAGCCUCCACUGCAAUGCCUGCAUACACAGGCCAACUACUCCGUCAGCAAGAGCUGACUGGGAGAGCAGGCAAGGGCCAGUCAGUGGUUACCAACCAGAGCGUCUUACCCUCGGACUUCAUAGGGAGAAGGCACAUCAUUGGCUGUGGCAUCCAUCUUGGCUAUAAUGAUGUUGGGAUCUUUGCUGAGCUGUUGAAAGAUAAGUCAGUUAGCAGCUGUGCCCUGGCAGCAAUUAACUCUUGAUAGGAAAGUGGUGUCAGGAGGACCUUGUCCCAACACACGGGGCCAGGGUGGAUACGAGCCAUUCCCUCUAGCAGUCCCCACCAUUUGCAGCCCAUAAACAGAGGCCUCUAUGAAGACAAAGACCACCUAGGGCACAGCACCCAGGAACAGCCCUCUAUGGUCCAGCUCCUCAGGCAUACCUUCUCUCCAAGCUCCUUGUAUUUGGGUUCCAGAUUCUUGCAGUGGCCACACCACGGUGCAUAGAACUCCACAAGCACAUCCUUGCCCUCUGCAUUCACAAUUUCAUCAAAGUUCUCAGCCACAACCACCUGGGGAGAGAAUGCGCAGGCUCAAAUGAGCAGGUAAAUCUAAGGACUGAAUUGGCCUCUGACUUGUCCUGUCUGUGCAUGGGCAGGAGCAACCGGCAACCCUGUGAAAAGGCUCUAUUCCUCCCCUGCCCAGUCACCACCACAUGGUAGAAACAGGGCUGUGGCUUUUCUGCCCAUUCCCAACUCCUCUCCUCUAUGGUGGCAGAAGCGCGUCAGUGUUGCAGAAACCCUGGAGUUUCAACACACACUCUAAAAAGCCUAGCUCCCAUGGAACACAGAGACACAGGCAGCAUCUAGAGAUGUGAAGGUUUUUUUGGGGGGGAAACACUAGGGGUAAAGUAUUUUCCCAGGCCUUCACAUCUCUAGCAGCAUCUCACUUUCCCAAGAGUUUACAUUAAAGAUUUUAUAUAGCACCUAUGUGAAACCAUCAGAAGUCACCUGAAGGUUUUGACAGUGUCAUCAACAUGCAGAUGACAUCCAACUCCACCUCAGUUUCCUAUCGGCCCAGGGAGGCUGUGGAAAUCCUGGGCUUCAAGUAUUCAGAGACAGGUUUGGUGCGCAUUAAGGGCAAAUAAACUGAAACUUAAUCCAGUUAAGAUGGAUAUCCUGUGGCUGUGGAAAUUCAAGCAUUUAUUAUAUAGGAUGCUACUGGGAUUAUUAUUUACCUUUAUGGUAUGGGCUUUUUAAAUCUAAGUUGUAAUUUCAAUUGCAUGUUUUAAUGUCCAUUUAUCAAACUGUAUUUGCUGUUAAUGUAAUCCACCAUGGAAAAGCUAUAGUUUUAAAAGACACUUAGAAAGAUCUUAAUAAAUAAGCACAUUAAUCAUAUUUAAAUUGCAUUAAAAUAGCAUAAAACUGAGAAACUCAUGGGCAGUUUGGAAUGGGAUCUGAGAUCUCUGGGGGUGCUGCACAUCAGUCACAUAUAUAAGGCCAACAGCUACAGCAUGACCCAGAAUACAGCAGAGGUCACCUUUCCUGGACAUUCUGAAGAGCGGCAUGCUCUCUUUAGAAUAGGGAUAGUGAACUGGUGGCCCUCCAGAUGUUGCUGGCCUACAGCUCCCACCAUCCCUGAUCAAUGGCCAUGCUGGCUCAGGCCUAUGGGAGUUCGGAGUCCAACAUCAUUGGGCCGGGGGGGGGGGCGCAGGUAGCAACAGUUCCCACCUUCACAGGCCCAUCGUUGUUCUCUGGGAUAGACUCUGAUUUCAGGUAUCUCUUCAGCUUUCCAUCAAAAUAAUCCUGAAGGAAUCUCUCCAAGGCCUUCCCAUCACGUCUGCAAACCAAAGAAGAUAAUUGUUUCAACCGGUUUGUUUCCACCUGUACUUCCCUCCAGAACCUCUGGAAGCAACCUUAGCCUUUCUAUGCUGCUUCCUGUUCUUUCUAGACCUCAGUCUGCUGCUUUUCCUUGAACUGUGCAGUGUAAAGUCAACAGAGUAUCUUCCAACCAGACCCCCCGGAAGCAGUUUGCAUCCUGAGUUAAGAAGCCAUUACUAAGGCAAGCACUGGACAAACACUCCACUUACGAGAAUUCCUCCUGCAUGGCAAACUUCUCCCCUUUGGCUGUCCUGACACCAACAACAGGAACAUCACCAGUAGAUCCAUCCAAUCCAAGCUCAGAGAGCUCAUGGCCAAAAGCCUUCCUAUCAGCAACAGCAAAGUUGAGCUUGUGUCCAGCAUCCAGGAAACUCUGGGCCACUUUCAUCACUCUGCAGAAACAUCAAUACAGCUUUUUGUUGUGACACCUCAAGACAACCAGGAGUCUGCAAGAAGCCUUCAAGGCCUGAAAUGCUACUCUACCACAGCAAGUCAUUUCAAUUAAUUAGAGCCAAGGUUGGAAAUUUCCUGGUCCAGACAAGAGUGUGCAGCAUUCAGUCAGGGUCAAGGCAACCACAAGCUCCAGAGUUAGAGGAUCAAGAGAGUUUGGAGCAGCCUCAAAGAGUCACCAAGAUGAUUAGUGCGCGGUCAAGGGAGGAAGUGCCGCUGCUCAGCCUCCUUCUACAAGUCAGUCACUUUUGAAGGGGGACCUCUGCAGCCAACUCCACUUGUGCCAGCCAGUUGCUAGUUUCUUGCACAUCCCUGACAGUCAACAUAAGUAGAGUCUGCUGGAUCAGGCCAAAAGGAGGCCCAUCUAGUCCAGCAUCCUGUUAUCGGAGUGGACAACCAGAUGCUUCAAUGGGAAGCCCACAAGCAGGAGUGCAACAGUAACUCUCCGCCAGUGCCUCAGACAAUGGAGGCAGAACAUGGCCAUUGUGGCUAGAAACCAUUGAUAUUACUUUAACCUUGUAUAUUUUUAUAGAAAGCUCACACAUCCGGGGCAAGUGCUGGAAGUCUGCUUCCCAAGCUCUUCGACAGCUUAUAGUUCUCAGCUAUUCCGUCCAGCGAUCAAACUUCUCCAGGGUCCUGUCCAUGCUCUCCAUGGAGAAAGGAAGCUCACCUGUUGCGCCAGUAGUUGGAGCCCUUGGGAUUCUUUUCAUAGUCCACAUCAUAAUAAGCCACCAGCAGAUCCUUCCCUUGGAUCAGUUCUUUGUUGUCUUCAGUCAUGUGUGGGCAGAUGCCAAAGCUAAAAGACAGAAGUCCCUCACAUGAACAUGUGGAUUGCAUACCUCAGACAUACACUAGACCAACAAGAAUGAUGCUGUCAUACGCUUACAUGUUCUCCUGAAGGAACUUCUUGAUCUUGCCAGUAGUGAUCUUGUCCUCUGUGUAUCGCACAGAGUUGUCCUCAAACUUGUUUGUCAGGUGUGGGGGACGGAACAGGAUGAUGCCUCUGUGGAAAGUUGAUCAUUGCAUCUUGACACUGGGCAAUGCACACACCACCCCAAAACAGGCUCCAUUCUGCUAUGAUUAUCCUUUGAAUAUUAGACAGGCGCCAUCUCUGCUAUCUUUUCAGCGCCUUUUGAAGACUUUCCUCUUUCAACAAGCCUUUUAAGUUGAGACCUAUCCCACUCUGCAUCUAUGUCAGAAUUGUUUAAUAUGUUUUUUAAUAAUGUUUAACCUUUUUUAAGAUUGUUUUUUAAAAUUGUUUUUAAUGCAGUUUUGCCUUAAUGUAUCUUAAGAUCUGUUUUUAUGAAGUUUUUUGGUGCUUUGCUUGCCGCCCUGGGCUCCUGCUGGGAGGGUGGGAUACAAAAUAAAUAAAUAAA